Schizosaccharomyces octosporus yFS286 is the source of this 1306-nucleotide messenger RNA. RefSeq names its product transcription factor TFIID complex subunit Taf3. The transcript has a single exon. The coding region runs from base 79 to 546 and encodes 155 amino acids. The record is from RefSeq and is a predicted model, not a curated record. Gene Ontology annotation, molecular function: protein heterodimerization activity. NCBI's taxonomy places the organism in Eukaryota, Fungi, Ascomycota, Schizosaccharomycetes, Schizosaccharomycetales, Schizosaccharomycetaceae.
UGAAUUUCUCCAUCAGCACGAUUAGGUAAAAACGCGAAUUUCUAUUCUUUACCCGCUGAAACUUUCACAUAGGAUCUCAUGGAAGGAUCACCGAAAAACGACAUUUAUUUUUGCCUGAUGCGAGUGUUUUGUUCGCAAACACUACGUGCAGCUGGCCUUGAUCGUACAAAAUUGUCGCUGUUGGAUUCAUUUACAGAUAUAAUGAUCCGUUACAUCCAACUGCUGUCAGAAACUACAAUGGCAGAAGCAGAAUUGAGUAGGAAAAAAGACUGCGACUUACAAGACUUUCGACUGGCCCUUGAAGAAGUGGGUUUGCUCGAUGGUACAGAAGAGGAUGUGAAAGAGUUCAUUGAAUGGUACCAUGGACCUCAAAUGGACGAACUUCGACGUGUAGCAGGAUUCCAACCAGCCUCAGAAACACAGACGAAGCCAAAGGAUUGGCUGACGAAUCUUGUACAGAAACAAGUACGGGUUAGUGGCCCUGAGCGGUUUCAAGAUACGAUGUUCUCCUCUGCAGUUCAAAAUAAUCCUUCUUAUCCCACAUAAUGGAAUCGAACUUUUUUAAAUGACUUUAUUUUUUAUCUUAGACCGCUUGGUUCGUUUCCUCUGAUAAUUCAUACGCCAGACAAUUUUUAUCGAACCCAAUUCCUUUCUAUUCAUAUGUUUGACAGUGUACGAGAAAGUAUGAAUUUAUUAUUGGCGCUGAAAAGUUAGAUUUUGGAAGCAAAUGUCAACGAAUAGGAAAGUGCGGGCUGGUUUUCAACAUACGGAUUUUCUUUCCAUGAAUAUACUCGGAUUAUAACUGCAUGAACAGUUUAUUCUUAUUUAUUUAAGCAAAUUUUUCAAUUAUUAUCCCGGAAUGCUUGUCUAUAUAUAAAUCAUAAACUGAAGGAUUGCCUUCACGCAACGCGCUUAGAAAAGAUAUAAAUGGUGUCUGGUAUUCAAGUCGUUGCUUUGUUAUUGUGAUUAUUUUAUCGUUGCUGAUGAAUCAUAAAAAGGAAAUGUGAGACUUUAACAAAAGAAUGUGCUGUGAGUCUCAAAAAAUUUGUUCACGUUUCAUGUACCAAAUCUUUACUCAGGCUUCAAGGAGUAUUGACUAGAAAAGAGAUCCUGUUUAUCCCUAAAAUCGUUCACAAAUGAGUAAUGGUUUCUUCUGACAAGCUCAUCUCCUUAUUCUUGUGAAUUCGGACCUUUGUCUUUUAUAUUGUACUUUGCCUUAUAUAAGUUGUCCAUUAUAACAAUUUAAGACUCUUAGUCAAAGACGAAUUUCUUAUAAAUGUCUGUUUUUACCCAGACAAUAUUUCCC